AUGGCACCGAAAGCUCCCGAGCGAGAGCGCUAUAUUGCCCACAGGGUGACUGAGACAGCUACAGCGGCUGCCCGCUUUCUGGAUCUACUCUUGGAUGAAAAACUGCGCAUGAGGACAUUUCUGCCUCCUUAUCUUUGGUGGAAAAAUCCACCAUCGACAAUCUUCAGACUCUUUAUAUUUGAUGUGAUCAAUCAUGAGGAAUUUCUGAGGGGCGACGAAGUGUUGCGGAUGCGACAAGUGGGCCCCAUUGUCUAUCGGGAACACGUUACUCACGAGAAUAUCACGUUCCACCCCGAAAACGACACCAUGACGUUCACGGCGGUGCGUUCGGUGGAGUUCCUGGAGGAGGAAAAUGAGCCCGGAAUCCUCAAUCGAACGAUCAUCGUCCCGAAUCUCGCUGUUCUGGCAAUGGCUUCUCGGCUGAGCGACUCGGCCUUCUUCAUGAAGAUCGGCUACAACAUGAUCCUGCGCAGAUCGGGCGACACCGUCUUCCAGAACACCACCGUCUACAAGUACCUGUGGGACAUGGACGGAAACCUCAUGCGACUCGGCGAGAAGCUGGUGCCCUUCAUGGUUCCCGUGGACAACUACGGAGUCCUGCACAAUCUCUACAAGUCCUUCGCGGAUCGACAGAACGUGAAGAUCGGCACCGCGCACGGCCACGAGCACUUCUUCGAGAUGACCCUGUACAACGACCGGCCCACGGUUCCCGGAUUUCGGCCCGAGCGCGGAGAGUGCUUCGCCUCGAUCGAGAACUCCACGGAGGGACUCUUCUACCCGCAGCGCCUCACGGACGAGUCCGUGCUCAAGUACUGGCGCAAGAGCAUCUGCCGGCCCAGCUUCCUCACCUACGCGGGAGAGGAGACGGUGAGCGGCGUGCCCGGGAAGAGAUACGUCCUACCGGACGACACCUACGAUCGCACGCGCCCCCUCGAGGAGGACUGCUAUCGCGGCGACAACGGCGACGAGUAUCCGGACGGCCUGAGCGACGCGUCCAAGUGCUACCACGGCUUCCCCAUCGUCAUCUCGAAGCCACACUUCCUCAAUCGCACCGGCGAGUGGGUGCGGAGACUCGAGGGCAUGCAGCCCAACGAGGAGGAACACGGCAGCUUCGUCGUGGCUGAGCCACUCACGGGCGUUCCUCUGAAGGAGUGCGCGAGAUCGCAAAGCAACAUAUUCGUUAAUCAAUUAUCUGGUUUUUCCAACCCGGACCUUCAAAAGUUCAGCGGAAUGGUCAUUCCGAUGUUCUGGGGAGAUAUCUGCAUUCACGAUUUGCCUCUAUUAAUACGAGGUCUGAUGAUUUUGGUGGUUGUUCUUGUACCAACAUUGCAACCUUUUGGCACCUUCGUGGCAUACAUUUUAGGACUGGCGAUGAUUUUAUAUGCUGUGCGGCAGUUGCAUAAGGCUAAAGUCUACAAACGCAUCUCAUUUGUCUUCCAGCAGAGAUAA
This is a messenger RNA of Phlebotomus argentipes, 1449 nucleotides long. RefSeq names its product scavenger receptor class B member 1-like. Gene Ontology annotation, cellular component: cytoplasm; membrane. Lineage: Eukaryota; Metazoa; Arthropoda; Insecta; Diptera; Psychodidae. Gene Ontology annotation, molecular function: scavenger receptor activity. The record is from RefSeq and is a predicted model, not a curated record. The coding region runs from base 1 to 1449 and encodes 482 amino acids. The transcript has 5 exons.